AACAACCGCAACCGCAAUUUAAAACCUUAUUCAUACCUUUACUUUGUAAAUAAUUUGUGGGAUAUACUUCUCAUUCCCUAUAAAUUAAAUCAAACUAUCCAUGUAUUGAGAACAAACAUCUUCAUCUAUUAUUUUCUCUGAUAUCGCUUGAGAAUUUUUGAGACAACAAGAGCUGUAGCUGUUGUUUUUGAAGGUCCUUUUUGGAAAAAUAUUGAUGAUGGGUAGAUCAAAACAUGAGCACCUAUGGAUUCACGUUACAAAAGUGGAAAAUGGUCGUAAAUGGAUAUGCAAGCAUUGUGAUGGUAAGUUUAGUGGUGGUGCUUCAAGAAUUAAAACACACCUUGGUCGCAAAGGAGGAGGAGGCAUUAGACAAUGCUCCAAUUAUCAUGCUAAUGAUCAAGGAAUUCACAAUAUGGCAUCCACUUCAAAUAAUUCACAAGGUGUGAUUAAUAGAGUUUAUUCAACGCAAGAUCAAGGAAAAAUAUUGAUGAUGGGUAGAUCAAAACAUGAGCACCUAUGGAUUCACGUUACAAAAGUGGAAAAUGGUCGUAAAUGGAUAUGCAAUCAUUGUGAUGGUAAGUUUAGUGGUGGUGCUUCAAGAAUUGAAACACACCUUGGUGGCAAAGGAGGAGGAGGCAUUAGACGAUGCUCCAAUUAUCAUACUAAUGAUCAAGGAAUUCACAAUAUUGCAUCCACUUCAAAUAAUUCACAAGGUGUGAUUAAUACAGUUUAUUCAACGCAAGAUCAAGGUGUGAACGGAAGCAGUUGUAAUAUAAACGUCUUCGAAAGUGAGAUUAAUCGGUUAAAACAACUAGUUAUUGAUCUAGAAUGUGAGGAAAGGGAUAUUGGAAAACAACUGCAAUGGUUGGAGUCUCAUGGCAAAAAGCCAAAACUAAAAGUUGAUGAUUGGCUGGAAGACUUACUUGAAUUGAAAGAAAGAGUGGAUGAUGUGAGUGACUUAGAAGACAUUCUUGAAUUGAUCGAAGAUUUGAAACAACAUAAAGAAGAUAGGCCUCUAACUUUGUCGACUGAAUUUGUUGGGAAGAAAUUAGACUUGAAUAUCAAGAAAGUGUUGAAACUUUUAGAUGAUGACAAAGUCUUUGUUAUUGGCAUAUAUGGAAUGGGAGGAGUGGGAAAAACUUUACUUGCAACUCUCGUGGAAAAUGAAGUUAAAAGGAAAACAACUUUCAAGGAUGUGUUUUGGAUCACUGUUUCCCAUAAUUCUAGCAUCUUAAAAUUGCAGCAUGAUAUUGCAAAAAGAAUAGGUGUGAAUCUUGAUGAAGACGAUGAGAGAAUUAGAGCAGAUUAUUUGUCUUCCGCAUUGGAGAAAAAAGAAAAAUCAAUUCUUAUUCUAGAUGAUGUUUGGAAAUACAUUGAUCUACAAAAGGUGGGAAUUCAUCCAAAAGUGAAUGGCAUUAAAGUGAUUGUGACAUCUCGUUUGAAACAUGUAUGUCACCAGAUGGAUUGCCAGCCAUAUGCUAUGACAGAAAUGUUUCCUCUCAAUUGGAUCAGCGAAUAUGAAGAUAGUGACUAUGAUGUUGACGAAGAUUGGGAUUUGUUUAUGAUAAAUCUCGGACAUGAUGGAACACCUAGGAUACUUCCAUAUGAAAUUGAAAAGGUUGCAAGAUGUAUUGUAAAGAGAUUUGAAGGUUUACCACUAGGAAUCAAAGUGAUGGCUAGAACCAUGAAAGGGAUUAACGACAUUCAUCGAUGGAAACAUGCAUUCAAUAAACUUAACAAAGUGGAAACGGGACAAGAGUUGGAAGAAGAGGUCUUCAAGGUAUUAAAACUUAGCUAUGAUAAUUUGAAGGAAAAGGACCUGCAAAACUGUUUUUUGUAUUGUGCAAUAUUAUCUGAUGAUAUUGAGUGUGUCGAUUAUGAGUUGAUCAUGAAACUUGUUGACAAUGGAUUGAUCGAUGGUAACAGGUGUUUGGAAGAAAUAUCUAAUGAAGUGAAGGUCAUGUUGAUUAGGUUUGGAGCCAAUUCUUUGGAUUGCACUCAUCGCUUGGUGAAAGACAUGGCGUGUUAUAUCCUAAAAGAGAGUAAGAGGAAUGCUAUGUUGAAAUUUGAUAAAGAAUUAACCAAGAUACCUCCCACACAUGAGUGGAUAGUUGAUUUAGAGGUUGUUCAUUUCCAAUGUUGUUAUUAUUCUCCAAAAGAAAUCCCUGAGGGCAUGUCACCUUAUUGCCCGAGGUUGUCCACAUUGAUUAUAAAUAGAGCGGAAAUUAGUCAUGUUCCAGAGAGUUUUUUUGAAUAUAUGAAUAGUCUAACAAUCCUCGAUCUAUCCUAUAAUGAAAGACUAGAAUCUUUGCCAAACUCAAUCACUAAGUCGAGGUCCCUUGUUUCAUUAGUACUAAAAGAAUGUAGUUCACUUAAACAUGUGCCCCCGUUGGGAGAACUACAGAGUUUGUCGAGAUUGGUUAUUACAAAGAGUUCCAUUGAAGAAGCACCACAAGGCUUGGAUAAACUACUCAAUUUGAAAUGGCUUGAUCUUUGCAAAAACAAAAGUUUGAAUUUUGAAUUUGGGACUUUAUCCAAUUUGACCAAAAUGCAAUAUCUUGAUCUCCGAGAUACACGUGUUGUGAUUAGGGUAGAAGAUAUUCAAGGGAUGAAUAAGCUGGAGCGUUUAGGAGGCAUUUUUGACAUAAAAGAUUACCACAAUUAUGUGCAAAACAUGCCUGAGCUCAAAAUGUAUUGUCUCAUUUUCAGAAAUGUAUCUGGUGAAUCAAAAAGAUAUAAUUGGUCCUAUGAUAACGAUUUGCAAGAAUUUUUUGAAGGUGGUGAAUCAACAAGAGUUAGGACUAUACAAUUUGAAGACUGUGAAAAUUUCUCUUGCACACUGCCGAAUGACUUUACACGUCUUGGUAUAUAUGGAAACAUUCAUUGGCUUUGCUUAUGUGAUGCUUUGUCAUAUAAUACUUCUUCUUCUUUAUAUGCAAUUGACAUUAAAAGUUGCCAACAGCUGCAAAGCUUGUUUUGUUUACUAACUUCUUGCUCCUUCUGCACCGAGAUUAAGUACCAACUGCAACGUUUGGUACUUAAUAGUUUGGAAAGUUUAACUGGUUUCUAUAAAGAUGUUGGUGUUGUUGAACAAUCUUUGUCACUAAGGGGCAUAUUCAAUUAUUUAGGAUUAUUAAAUAUUUCUAAUUGUAAUUCAAUAGAGACCUUGCUAACACCAGCAUUAGUUCAACAACUUCAAAAUUUAGAUGGAUUAUAUGUAUCGAGUUGUGCUUCGAUGAAAGAGAUAUUUGCAGUGAGCAACAAUGAUGAAAAUGAGAGUUCAUUCAUUGCACUUCCCAAGUUGACCUAUUUGCGGUUGUUGAAUUUACCACAAUUGAAGAUCGUGUGCAAACGCAGUAUACGUUGUGGCUCUUCAAAACCGAGUUUGAACAUCAACUCUUGUCCUGAUUUAGAAAGGCACCCUACUGUGAAACUCAUAGAUUGUGAGAUUCCUUAUUUUGGAAUCUUCACAACUGAUAUUGAUCCUCAACUCAUGCUCUUGGAUACUCUUGUUAAUCUACAAUAAUGUUUUUCCUCCAUCCUCUUCAAGGUGGUUCAAUAUUCUACUUUUAUGGUUAUGUAAUUCUUAAUUAAAGUAUAGUAUAGUGUAAUGUCUUACAAUAGGCUAGCUUUAUCAUUGUAUAAAUUUUGUUGAUUUAGUUGUUUCUAUUUGAAUUCAUGUCAUAUCGAGUUUUUGCACUCUUUUUCCCUUAAUCAAGGUUUUUCCCAUUGGGUUUUCCUUGACAAGGUUUUUAAUGAGGCAGAAGGAUUCUGACACCUUGGGUUUUGGUCUAGUCCCCCCAAGGUUUCUUUGUAUCUUUCUUAUUUAUUUUAUUUUUUUACUUAUUAUAUUUCCUUAUGGUGUUUAAUGUCUUGGUUGUCACAUUUGUACCCUUUUGUUU
Molecule: messenger RNA, 3902 nt
Organism: Trifolium pratense (red clover)
Lineage: Eukaryota; Viridiplantae; Streptophyta; Magnoliopsida; Fabales; Fabaceae
Product: probable disease resistance protein At4g27220
Exons: 4
Coding region: 215-3526 (1103 amino acids)
Molecular function (GO): DNA binding; ADP binding; protein binding
Source: RefSeq, a predicted model, not a curated record